AUGGAUGAUAUUAGUGUUCAUUUAACUUCGGAUUUAACCUCAUCAGAAAGACGGUUAUCUCCAGAUUGGACUUUGGAAUAUUUUAAAAAUCGGGUUGAGCAGAUCACGGGAAUUCCACCCGCCUCACAGAAAAUAUGGAUAUACCAAACUGCAGAUUCAUCUGAAAGAACACCUAUUAAUGAUUCAUUGAAUACUCAAAAUACACACUUAGAAGAUUUAAAGAUUCAUCCCGGCACUAGAAUCCACAUAGAAAGUAAAGAUAAUGAUCCAGAAUUGGCUGAACUACAGAGGGAUCUGCUUAAUACUAGCGACAAAAAUGAGCUCUACAAGUUGGAUGAGAAACAGUAUGAUCAAAUGCCAAAUACUGUUAAAAGGUGGAAACAGGAAAAUAAGCUUGGUCGAUAUGAUCCUGUACUGAGGGCCAAGAAAGAACAUAUAAUCCAAGAGGAUAAGUUAAGGGCAAGUGAAAUACAUGUUGGAGAUCGCUGCAAGUUAACCAACUCCUCGAUCCAAAGAUUGGGUACCGUCAGAUAUGUGGGGAAAGUACCUGAGAUUGAUCCAGAGAGAAUUUGGAUCGGUGUUGAAUUGGACGAUCCCUUUGGCAAAAAUGAUGGAUGCAUUAAGGGAGGACGCUAUUUCACAUGCAAAGAAAAUCAUGGCUCAUUUGUUAGGCCAUUGGUUGUAAAAACGGGUGAUUUUCCUCCAGAAGAAUUACCCUUUGAUGAAAAAAGUGAUGAUGAGUUGUGA
Messenger RNA from Brettanomyces bruxellensis, 747 nucleotides. RefSeq lists its product as uncharacterized. Bases 1 to 747 code for a protein of 248 amino acids. NCBI's taxonomy places the organism in Eukaryota, Fungi, Ascomycota, Pichiomycetes, Pichiales, Pichiaceae. Gene Ontology annotation, cellular component: nucleus; microtubule plus-end; cytoplasm. Gene Ontology annotation, molecular function: microtubule plus-end binding. Gene Ontology annotation, biological process: cytoplasmic microtubule organization. The record is from RefSeq and is a predicted model, not a curated record. The transcript has a single exon.